Molecule: messenger RNA, 1538 nt
Organism: Lutzomyia longipalpis
Lineage: Eukaryota; Metazoa; Arthropoda; Insecta; Diptera; Psychodidae
Exons: 4
Coding region: 488-1441 (317 amino acids)
Biological process (GO): S-methylmethionine cycle
Molecular function (GO): S-adenosylmethionine-homocysteine S-methyltransferase activity
Source: RefSeq, a predicted model, not a curated record
GGGGCAUGAGCCAUGUUGUUCAGACAAUAAAGCGCGGAGGAGCUGCUACAUUAGUGAGAGGCGCGCAUUAAUCGUGUUAGUCGCUACUGAGACACUGACCGGAUCGUGUCUCUUUGGCAAUUUAUUAGUUUUUUUUCCUUCUCUGUGGCAAAAAUUUAAAUUUAGUCGUGUGAUUAAAUAUUUCUCAACAACACCCAACUGUUUUAUUGCAACAUUCCACUCUUGUGGAUAUUUUACGAGAAGAAAAAAAACUGCAAGGAAAAUAAUUAUUUUUUUGAGACAAACAAUAGAAGAUCAAGCAAAAAUUUAAUUUCACUUUAAUUACGUCCGUGGGCUAAGUAGUAGUGUCUCCUGCUGCUUAAUUUAUAUAAAAUAUAUUAAAAUAUCAGUUCAAGCAGCAAAUAGUUUUCAUUCAGAUAAGGCUGAUUCAAAGUGGUUCAGUCUCGCUGCUUCUCGACUCUGCGCGAUUAAGUUGAGUGAAUAAAGAAUGGUGCUAAAUCAUCUUAUGGUGAUUGACGGCGGUUUCGCCACACAAUUGACCGUCCAUGUGGGGCACAGCGUCGAUGGGGAUCCGCUGUGGAGCGCAAGAUUCAACUCCACAAAUCCCUCAGCCAUCAUUAAGACGCACUUGGAUUUUCUUCAAGCUGGUGCCGAUGCAAUCAUCACCAACACCUACCAGGCUAGUGUGGAAGGCUUCAUGGAGCACCUGGACCUAGAUGAGGAACAGAGUGUGGAGCUAAUUAAAUCCACCGUUCGCCUGGCACAUCUGGCAAGGAAUAAAUUCUUAGCUGAAGCACCACAAGUGCCCAAAGAAUUGCCUUGGAUUUUGGGAUCAAUUGGCCCGUAUGGGGCACAUCUGCAUGAUGGCUCUGAAUACACAGGAGAGUAUGCGGACACAGUGGAUGCGGAGGUGAUCAAGAAAUGGCAUCGUGUGCGAAUUGAGGCUGUUCUCGAGGCAGGAGUUGAUGGGCUUGCCAUCGAAACAAUUCCCUGCCGCAUGGAAGCUGAGGCUCUUGUUGAGAUUAUGACUGAUGAGUAUCCCGAUGUGAAGUACUGGCUGGCAUUUCAGUGCAAAGACGACCAGUCGAUUGCUCAUGGGGAGAAUUUUGCCGAGACCUGCCAGGCAAUUUGGACGAAAGCCAAAGAGUCUUCCAAUAUCCUUGCAAUCGGAACAAAUUGCGUCAAUCCAAGAAUCGUCUCACCGCUUUUCAAGGCAGUGAAUUCUGGCUAUCCCGAAGCCCAAAAGAUCCCCCUGGUCGUGUACCCAAACAGUGGGGAGACCUACACAGUUAAGGAUGGCUGGACCGGAAAGGAAGACUGCCAACCCCUUGAGAAUUAUGCUGGGGAGUGGAUUUCUCUCGGUGCAAAAAUCAUUGGGGGAUGCUGUAGAACCUACGCCAGAGACAUACAGCGUAUCAAAAAAUUUGUUGAGAAUCUUUAAACUUUUUUUCAUUUUUUGUUGAAUUUUUUUAUUAAUUUUUUGUAACGAUUCUAAAGAAAUAUUUUUUUUGUAAUAAAUAAAAUGAUUUAAAAAAUUA